Molecule: messenger RNA, 1511 nt
Organism: Centropristis striata (black sea bass)
Lineage: Eukaryota; Metazoa; Chordata; Actinopteri; Perciformes; Serranidae
Gene: mettl2a
Product: methyltransferase 2A, methylcytidine
Exons: 9
Coding region: 1-1083 (360 amino acids)
Molecular function (GO): tRNA (cytidine-N3)-methyltransferase activity
Source: RefSeq, a predicted model, not a curated record
AUGGCGGUGCCCCAUGCCGUGGUCGGUGUGGAGGCAGGCAACAGUGAAACCGGACUGCUGCUGCCAGAUCCAACCACCGGCGACGUGAAGAGACCUCAGUUCGGGACCCGUUUCCUCACAGACCCGCGGCAGGUCUUCCAGCACAACGCAUGGGACAAUGUGGAGUGGACUGAGGAACAAGAAGCAUCUGCUAAGAAGAAAGUCUCAGAAAACAAUCAGCCACUACCGACUGAGAAACAAGAGGAAUACGACAACCGGGCAAAUGAGUUCUGGAACGACUUUUACACCAUCCACGAGAACCGUUUCUUCAAAGACCGUCACUGGCUCUUCACAGAGUUCCCAGAAUUGGCCCCACAGUGCAGCCAAAACCAUGAGUCCCGUCUCGAGGUCAAAGAGGACGGUCAGCAGGACGGUCCGGAUCAAGAAGAAAUGAAGGAGGCUGCAGCUGUGUGUCACACUGAAGGGAACAUCCCUGGCUCCUCAGCUUCAUAUCGCAUCCUGGAGGUUGGCUGCGGUGUAGGCAAUACAGUUUUCCCAAUACUGAAGACCAACAAUGACCCGGGACUCUUUGUUUACUGCUGUGAUUUCUCCAGCACUGCUGUGGAGUUAGUCAAGACUAAUCCGGAGUACGACCCUGAGCGCUGCUUUGCCUUUGUUCACGACUUGAGUGAUGUGGAAGCCAAUUACCCCGUCCCCGAUGGAACCCUUGAUGUUAUAGUACUAAUCUUUGUGUUAUCAGCGUUGCAUCCCAACAAGAUGCAGGCAUCCAUCAGCAGAUUAGCGCGGCUGCUGAAGCCCGGGGGAGUGAUGCUGCUCAGAGACUACGGACGCUACGACAUGGCACAGCUUCGCUUCAAGAAAGGAAGGUGUCUGUCAGAAAACUUUUAUGUCCGAGGUGAUGGAACAAGAGUGUACUUCUUUACUCAAGACGAGCUCCAUGAGAUGUUCGCUGAGGCCGGCCUUGAGAAGGUGCAGAACCUCGUGGACAGACGGCUCCAGGUGAACAGAGGCAAACAGCUCACCAUGUACAGGGUGUGGAUUCAGUGCAAGUACCGCAAGGCUCCAGCUCAGACCCAGGGCUGAGCCAAAUGAGAGAACCCGUCUGGCUUGACCUUCACCUGAACCACAGCUGAAAGCUCAAAUCGAGGCGAUGCUUGCCUUUUUCUGGGGGAUGUAUGGAACUGACAAGCUCUAUUGUGAUAAAGGGGGAUGCAACUGGAUAGUUAAACGCUUUUAAGGCUUUACACUAUCUUAGCCGCUAUAAUGAUGAUGGACUUGGUUAUAGUGAGUGUUUCGGAUGGUGCUAUACCUACAAGAGUGAUGAUUUCUCAUUUUGUGCCGAUAUUAUUCAGAAAUCUGAGAACGGGCUGGUUACCCCUGUUGAAAUGUUUUCAUUCUGCCAGCCAGAUGCCGUUUUUAAUGAGGUGAUGUUUUGAAAAUAACGGCAUGAUUUUUAAGACGACUUCAUGACCUUUUUGUACAUUCAAAAUUAAUAAAAUCUAAACUACAAA